AUGAACAACUUUAAAAUACUACAAAUCAUAUGUGAUCCUUACUUGUACCACAUGUACUAUAUAGAAACACAGAGACUGUUCACAUUUGAAGAACUGAUCCAAGAUCCAGACACUGGAAGAAAAAUGGUAUGCAUCAAAUGUCCUUUAAUCGUCUUAGAUGGUAGCGUUCCUCUCUUGUGGGGAACUGCUGCUGAAUGCCAUCUCGUUCUUUCCGAUGAUGUUGAAACCAUGAAGAAAGGUUGUGGUAAAUCUUUUGCGCCAUUCCCUGAAGGGUGUUUCUUUACCUCCUCUAGAGGCUUGAGGAGCUAUGAGUAUCCACUGAACGAGCUAAAGCCUGUACUGAGGGUGGACAGUUCAGUCAUGUGUGAAGUGUGA
Messenger RNA from Eruca vesicaria subsp. sativa (arugula), 375 nucleotides. The record is from the annotation of a GenBank genome assembly. NCBI's taxonomy places the organism in Eukaryota, Viridiplantae, Streptophyta, Magnoliopsida, Brassicales, Brassicaceae.